Danaus chrysippus (African queen) is the source of this 1305-nucleotide messenger RNA. The record is from the annotation of a GenBank genome assembly. NCBI's taxonomy places the organism in Eukaryota, Metazoa, Arthropoda, Insecta, Lepidoptera, Nymphalidae.
AUGCCGAAACCCACCCCCGUGGAGGACCUCAUAAUACCCCCGCAAGACCAAAAAAUAUGCGGGACCAUAUGCGUCUGCCAAAUGACGGCCAUACUAAGCUGCGUCGCGAUUGUAUACCUCACCGUUGCUAUCUACAUGCCAUACACAAGAGCGAUUGCCUCGGGAAUCGACCCGACUCCGAUUAUGUGCACAACGACGAGGGCUGUUAACAAAGAGAAUUGUGAUUGGGGCUCGUGUGGGGAAUGGUGCUUGAGCAAAACCUCGGGCGCCUGCAUCCAGAUCUACGUCAACCUAAGGAAGAACGGCUCUUCGUUAUUACUAUCCGAAUGUGGUAGUGCUGCAAAUAAAACCUGCUACGGCAUAGACCAAGAGAACGCCAAAAAGUAUCAUUGUAUACGAGACGAAUGCAGAAAUCUGACUGGAACGUUCAAUUGCACGGAAGGAAAAUGUAUAAACAUAACUGACGCGUUUGAAUGCGCCUUUAGAGAUACAGAUCCUCCCUUGAAGUGUUCAGGUAGACGAGGAAAAAUAACUUGUAUAGAUGUUCACGGAUUAUUUUCAUGUAGUAGAGGCACUUGUAGAAAAAUAAGAACACCAUACAACUGUGACAGGCGCUGUGUUGACAUCCCUACUCGUAACAAGAACGUCAUAGUAUUGAGCGGUGACAGAGUCUUCCUAGCAAAAUGUGCUAAAUUGGCCCAAGAGGAUGGUGGUAAUGUAGUUUGGACUGACUCAGGAGAAGAAGUUUUAAUGUUGUCUUGUCAUGCAGUUCAUAAUGGCUCAUCAGGAGUCGUAGCUGUAGAUUGUAUUAACGCGGCUUUGUUGCCCCGAACUGAAAUAUCGGAUCUAACAAAUUUUACAUAUUUACAAUAUUUAUAUACCUCAAAAGCAACACCUAAUAGACUUAUUGCUCCGUCUGAAGUGGAGUUAACAUUAGCUAAUGACAGUAGAUUGAUGAUAAAUCUCGAAGGAUGUGUCAAUACACUUGCUGAUGAAUGUAAAGAAUUCUUAAAAGAUUACGGACGUGAUGGUACCGACCACAACGCUAAAGCCAGAUUCCCCUGCUUUUAUACAGAGAGCAAUCCAGACACCGUGGUAGCGAGAUUUGAUUUGGACGCCACCUAUCGACAAUUCAUAGUAGCUUUAAUACUCCCGACAGUUCUAAUUGUAGUUUCGUGUAUAACUUUAAUGUUGUGUCAAAAGACUGUUGAAGUGGGAGAUGAUGCAAAGAUGCGAAUCAAGGGUUGCGGGAGUGGACAAGCUGAUAUGCAACUAUCUCCGAACGAUCCUGUAUCUCCCCUCUGA